CUGUUCCUCAGUCCAGUGUUGUCCUCACCGUCUUCUCUCCCUGGUGCCGGCAUCUUUAGUCUUGCAGCUAUACAGCUGGGUGCCCACUGCGCUUUGUGAAUGGUCCAGCAGUCUUCUGGGUCCUGUCAGGUGUCCGCAGUCUCUGGUCAUCUACUGUAGUAUGUCCGCAUUCUCUGGUCAUCUCCUGUACUAUGUCCGCAGUCUCUGGUCAUCUCCUGUACUAUGUCCACAGUCUCUGGUCAUCUCCUGUACUAUGUCUGCAUUCUCUGGUCAUCUCCUGUACUAUGUCCGCAGUCUCUAGACAUCCCCUGUACUAUGUCUGCAGUCUCUGGUCAUCCCUGUACUAUGUCUGCAGUCUCUGGUCAUCCCCUGUACUAUGUCUGCAGUCUCUGGUCAUCCCCUGUACUAUGUCUGCAGUCUCUGGUCAUCUCCUGCACUAUGUCCGCAGUCUCUGGUCAUCCCCUGUACUAUGUCCGCAGUCUCUGGUCAUCUCCUGUACUAUGUCUGCAGUCUCUGGUCGUCUCUGUACUAUGUCCGCAGUCUCUGGUCAUCCCCUGUACUAUGUCCGCAGUCUCUGGUCAUCCCCUGUACUAUGUCCGCAGUCUCUGGUCAUCUCCUGCACUAUGUCCACAUUCUCUGGUCAUCUCCCGUACUAUGUCCGCAGUCUC
Molecule: messenger RNA, 668 nt
Organism: Staurois parvus
Lineage: Eukaryota; Metazoa; Chordata; Amphibia; Anura; Ranidae
Source: the annotation of a GenBank genome assembly